Vigna angularis (adzuki bean) is the source of this 1331-nucleotide messenger RNA. RefSeq names its product NADH-cytochrome b5 reductase-like protein. The record is from RefSeq and is a predicted model, not a curated record. The transcript is spliced from 13 exons. The coding region runs from base 133 to 1104 and encodes 323 amino acids. Gene Ontology annotation, molecular function: cytochrome-b5 reductase activity, acting on NAD(P)H. Lineage: Eukaryota; Viridiplantae; Streptophyta; Magnoliopsida; Fabales; Fabaceae.
GUUUAGUAUUUGCAAUAGAAACAAACAGAAGCAGGCGUGAAAGUGAGAGUUAGGGGUUGAAACACUUGAUCCCUUUGCUGUGUUUGCCUUGCGUUGUGCGCUUCUGGAAUCUGUCCCUAAAACACAACCCAAAUGGCUGCUCUCUUGAGAAGGUUUGCGAGAGCUACUCCGAUACCGUUCGCUGCCCAAUCCAACUCCUCUCACUCCAAUCUCCGCCUUCCCUUCGCUGCUAUCGCCGCCAUUUCCGGCGGAGUCUCCUUCCUUUACUACCAUUCCUCUCCCAGCCUCGUUCAUUCGCAACAAACAGAACAAGAGGAAAGUAGAAAUACCGCGCUCAACCCGGACAAAUGGAUCGAGUUUAAGUUGCAGGACACCGCCAGGGUUAGUCACAAUACUCAGCUAUUCAGGUUUUCGUUUGAUCCCACUCAGAAAUUGGGUCUGGAUAUUGCUUCUUGCAUCCUUACAAGGGCUCCAUUGGGACAAGAUGCUGAAGGAAAACCAAAAUUUGUUGUACGCCCGUAUACUCCUAUUUCAGAUCCAGAAUCGAAAGGAUAUUUUGACUUGCUAAUCAAGGUGUAUCCUGAAGGGAAGAUGAGCCAGCAUUUUGCAAGCUUAAAACCAGGUGAUGUUGUUGAAGUGAAAGGGCCCAAUGAAAAACUCAGAUAUACUCCUAAUAUGAAGAAGCAUAUUGGCAUGAUUGCUGGAGGCUCAGGAAUUACUCCUAUGCUUCAGGUAAUUGAAGCUAUUUUGAAGAAUCCUGACGACAAAACUCAGGUAUCAUUACUUUAUGCUAAUGUCUCCCCAGAUGACAUUCUGCUUAAACAAAAGCUUGACAUUCUAGCAACAAGCCACCCAAACUUAAAGAUAUUCUACACUGUUGAUAAUCCAACAAAAAAUUGGAGAGGAGGUGCAGGUUACAUAUCAAAGGAUAUGGUUGUGAAAGGCUUACCUGCUCCUAGUGAUGAUACUCUUAUACUGGUAUGUGGACCUCCUGGGAUGAUGAAACAAAUAUCUGGAGAAAAGGCCAAGGACUGGACACAAGGAGAGGUUUCUGGCAUCCUGAAAGAGGCUGGAUACACUGAACAAAUGGUUUACAAAUUCUGAGAAAUUUAGGUUUCUCGCCUGAUACUAGCAUUCUUGUCACUGCAGAAUUCGUUACUGAAAUGGUUUUCUGAAGAAUAACCGUUGGCUGCGGUUGAAAAUUCGAACACGAAAUAAAUAUAGAAUUACAGAGCACUGAAAAUGGUUGAUUGUUAUGUAUUUUCAAAAUUUUGUUGACACUUAAUCAUGCGGUUAUUUAGCAUGGAUGUCAAUAAAGGGCAUCUCUCCAA